Caenorhabditis briggsae is the source of this 576-nucleotide messenger RNA. The record is from RefSeq and is a predicted model, not a curated record. The coding region runs from base 1 to 576 and encodes 191 amino acids. NCBI's taxonomy places the organism in Eukaryota, Metazoa, Nematoda, Chromadorea, Rhabditida, Rhabditidae. The transcript is spliced from 6 exons.
AUGAAGCCAGUAACUAAGAAUAUAUUGAUCGGAUUAAGUGUUGCAAUCACUAUUGUACUCAUUCUCCUUAUUGUUCUUUUUGUUGUUGUAUAUGUUAAGUCAGUGCUAGAACGGAAUGAAGAGCACACCAAAUUAGGUCACUGUGUGCCUCUGAUUGAUUCGGCGCUUGAACUAGAAAGUGACAUGAAUGUGACGCAAGGAUUUUUGAUGAAUCCCAAAGAAUACAAGACGUUGUCUCAGAAAUGCGACGAUGCUAUUAAAUGCGUUGGUAAAAUUGAAUCGUUUGUAUCAGCGGAUGUACUUCAUACAUUUUCAUCUUGCCAGUUCUAUGUGUUUUAUAAUAGAGAGUUUUCGCCCUGUGCGGAAAAGCUGAUCGCCAAGAAAGAAGAAAAUAGGUCAUGCUUGAAGACUUUGUUUGAUGGUAGUGUUGAAAUAAACAACAAUAGGUGCAAACAGUGGACGGAAAUCCAAGAAUGCAUACGAACGCAAAUUGGAAUCACUUGCGGUGACGAUAUGACGAAGCGUUAUAAGGAGGAGGCCGCCAAUCUGCGUUCAUCGAUUUGCAUUGGAGAAUAA